This is a messenger RNA of Cyclopterus lumpus (lumpfish), 2232 nucleotides long. RefSeq names its product carboxypeptidase X (M14 family), member 2 (gene cpxm2). The record is from RefSeq and is a predicted model, not a curated record. Bases 1 to 2232 code for a protein of 743 amino acids. Gene Ontology annotation, biological process: proteolysis. Gene Ontology annotation, molecular function: metallocarboxypeptidase activity; zinc ion binding. The transcript has 14 exons. Lineage: Eukaryota; Metazoa; Chordata; Actinopteri; Perciformes; Cyclopteridae.
AUGACAAGACAGCGCCUCAGCCUCCUGACCCCCCUGGCUCUGCUGGGACUGAUCGUGGGACUUGCAGACCUCACCUCUGCCGGCGAGGAUGAGGAUUACUACAUGCAGGAGCUGCUGACAAGAGAGCAGUACAACCAGGUGCAAGUGCCGGAGAAGCCUGUGGCCUCGACACCUGACAGGCAUGAGCACCCCACCAAGAAAGUCCCCAAGGGAAAGGCAGGCAGCGGCAGGCAGACGGGUGAAACUACCGCUGAUGCAAAAUCAGUGAGGACAGCCAACAAAAAGGCAGAGAAGAACAAUAAGAGCGCUCUGAAAACCCCAAACAGCAUCUCAGAAGGAGACGGUCAAUACAACCCGAUAAAAGAAGAAUGCCCUCCAAUGGGACUGGAGACAGUGAAGAUUGAUGACUUCCAGCUUCAUGCUUCAACUACAAAACGCUACGGCCUUGGAGCGCACAGAGGUCGUCUUAACAUUCAGGCUGGCCUUUAUGAAGAUGACCUCUAUGAUGGGGCCUGGUGCGCCGGGAGAGAUGACCCGCUGCAGUGGUUCGAGGUGGACGCCAGGAGGCUGACAAAGUUCACAGGAGUCGUCACACAAGGCCGAAGCUCCCUCUGGUCGAGCGAUUGGGUGACCUCGUACAAGGUCAUGGUGAGCAACGACUCUCACACCUGGAUAACGCUGAAGAACGGCUCAGAUGACUUGAUCUUCACCGGCAAUAGGGAAAAAGAGAUCCCGGUACGGAACAUCUUCCCAGCGCCGGUGGUCGGCCGAUACAUCCGAGUCAACCCUCAAUCCUGGUUUCACAACGGCAACAUCUGCAUGAGAGUGGAGAUCCUUGGCUGUCCUAUGCCAGAUCCCAAUAAUUAUUACCACAGACGCAAUGAAGUCAUCACAACAGACGACUUGGACUUCAGACACCACAGCUACAAAGAAAUGAGGCAGCUUAUGAAGGUGGUCAAUGAAAUGUGCCCCAACAUCACCCGGAUCUAUAACAUAGGAAAGAGCCACAGUGGCCUCAAGCUGUACGCCAUAGAGAUUUCUGACAACCCGGGAGAACAUGAAGUUGGUGAACCAGAGUUUCGUUACACAGCAGGUUCCCAUGGUAAUGAGGUGCUGGGACGAGAGCUGCUCCUCCUGCUGAUGCAGUUCAUGUGUUUGGAGUAUCUGUCUGGCAACCAGCGGAUACGUCACCUGGUGGAAGAGACCAGAAUCCAUCUGUUGCCUUCUAUCAACCCCGAUGGGUACGAGAAGGCCUUUGAAAUGGGCUCGGAGCUCAGUGGCUGGUCUCUGGGUCGAUGGAGCAGUGACGGAAUAGACAUUCACCACAACUUCCCCGAUCUCAACUCCAUACUGUGGGAAGGCGAGGCCAAGAAGUGGAUCCCUCGCAAAAUGUUCAACCACCAUGUGCCCAUCCCAGAGUGGUACUUGUCCAGAAAUGCCUCAGUUGCCGUGGAGACGCGGGCCCUGAUCGCAUGGAUGGAGAAGAUGCCCUUUGUGCUGGGCGGUAACAUCCAGGGAGGGGAGCUGGUGGUGACCUUCCCAUAUGACAAAACUCGAUCCCGAGGGGUGGCCAGGGAGCAGACCCCCACCCCGGAUGACAACGUCUUCCGCUGGCUGGCCUUCUCCUACGCGUCCACCCACCGCCUGAUGACGACCGCCAACCAAAGGGUCUGCCACACAAAAGAUUUUGCCAAGGAGGACGGCACCAUCAACGGAGCGUCCUGGCACACUGCGGCUGGCAGUAUGAACGAUUUCAGCUUUUUGCACACCAACUGCUUUGAGUUGUCGAUGUUUGUGGGCUGCGACAAGUUCCCUCAUGAGAGCGAACUGCCUGAGGAGUGGGAGAACAACCGCGAGUCUCUUCUUGUCUUCAUGGAGCAGGUGCAUCGUGGGAUCAAAGGUGUGGUGAGGGACCUGCAAGGUCGCGGAAUAGCUAAUGCCAUCAUCUCUGUGGAGGGCAUCAGUCAUGAUAUUCGCACAGCUUCUGAUGGCGAUUACUGGCGCUUGCUGAACCCGGGAGAGUACAGAGUGAGAGCCAGAGCUGAAGGCUACAGCCUCGCCAGUAAGAAGUGCGAGGUGGGCUACGAGAUGGGCGCCACCAGGUGCGAUUUCAUCAUCGGACGCACUAACCUGUCACGAAUCAAAGAAAUAAUGGAAAGAUUCAACAAGCAGCCAAUCAGAUUGCCAGUCAGGCAGCUCAAAGCUCGCAGGUCCAGAGUGAGGCGCCUGUGA